UCGACGCAACACCCUGGACUCGGCCAUGGCGUUAUUGGAGUCCACGAUAAAGGAUGGUGGUACAUUUUGUUACGUUGACUCUAUAUUCUGCUUGAAAGCUUCACUAUAUUUAAUUGACCAGCUACUGGAAAGCUUGCUUCUAAAACAACCAGGCAAGUUUACAUGUUGUGCUUGUGUAAUAUCACCAUGCAACAACUGCUUUAUGCAGCAUAAUAAGCUAGUAGUUAACAGCUAGUGGUCAUGGUCAUGGUCAGUAAUGUUUGUGUCGCGUUUAUGAUGAUGCCACGGCAGUAGAGGCGGUGAAAGUGUGAGGACCAAUCUAUAAUCCCACCCAUUUUUGGUUGGCAAACAACUGCAGUGGAAUAGCAAGGGCAAAAGUUUAGCGAGCCAGACUUCAAUAUUUGACAGGUGUCCUUAUAGAAGUGAACAAUAGCUGAGCACUCUUGACACAGCACGAUCAUGACAGUUCUUCAGGAGAUCACAGGAUGGGCUGCAUAUCUGAUGCUGUGCCUGCUUUUUGUUGUUUUUAUCGCAUUUAUUGCAUACUGUCUGUAUGUUAAACAUAUUCAUCAGAAAUAUGAUCAUAUACCUGGACCUCCAAGAGACAAUUUUCUGCUGGGACAUACACCAACUUUUAUUAAAGCAACAAAAUCGGACCGCGUCAUUCACGACUUACUUCUGCAAUGGGCAGAGAAAUAUGGCCCUGUCUUCAGGAUAAACACCUUGCAUUUUGCCGUGAUCAUGGUUUAUUGCCCUGAGGCUACAAAGACAAUCCUGAUGUCACCCAAGUAUCCCAAAGAUCCCUUUGUCUACAAACGUCUCUUUAGCAUGUUUGGGAAAAGGUUCAUGGGAAACGGACUAGUGACUGCUGCGGACCAUGAUGUGUGGUACAGGCAACGACGUAUCAUGGAUCCAGCCUUUAGCAGCUCAUACUUGCGAGGCUUGAUGGACACUUUUAAUGAGAUGUCAGAACGCCUGAUGGACAAACUCGAGGAGAAAGCUGAUGAGAAAACACCUGUCAUCAUGCACGGCCUGGUCAACUGUGUCACACUCAAUGUCAUUUCCAAGGUGGCUUUCGGUGUUGACUUGAACCUGUUAAAGGAAACUGAUUCCCCCUUCCAGACAGCAAUAGAUCUAUGUUUAAAGGGCAUGGUAUAUUAUCUCAGAGACCCAUUUUUUACACUUUUCCCCAAGAACUGGAAGAUGGUCAAACAAAUUAAAGAUGCAGCUGAACUCCUGCGUAAAACGGGAGAGAUAUGGAUACAAAACAGGAAAACAGCCGUGGAAAAUGGUGAAGAUGUCCCUAAAGAUAUUCUGACACAAAUCCUCAAAACGGCAGAGGAGGAAAAAGCAAACAAUGCAGAAGAUCAUGAACUGAUGCUGGACAAUUUCGUAACUUUCUUUAUUGCAGGGCAAGAGACAACAGCCAAUCAGAUCUCAUUUGCAAUCAUGGAAUUAGGGAGACACCCAGACAUAUAUAAACGUGCUAAAGCAGAAGUGGACGAGGUCCUUGGGACAAAAAGGGACAUUUUAUAUGAAGACCUUGGAAAACUCACUUACUUGUCUCAGGUGUUGAAGGAGACAUUGCGUCUGUACCCCACUGCUCCAGGAACAUCUCGCUGGCUGCCUGAGGACAUGGUUAUUAAUGGGCUGAAAAUCCCAGGAAAAUGUAUUGCUACUUUCAGUAGUUAUACCUCCUCAAGAUUGGAAACGUUUUUCAAAGAUCCGUUGAAAUUUGAUCCAGAGAGAUUUGAUGUGAAUGCCCCAAAGCCUUAUUACUGCUACUAUCCAUUUUCACUUGGACCACGAUCCUGUUUAGGACAGGCCUUCUCUCAGAUGGAGGCAAAAGUUGUGCUUGCCAAACUGCUUCAGAGAUUUGAUUUCAGUCUGGUUCCUGGACAGUCAUUCGACAUUAUAGACACAGGAACUCUGCGGCCCAAGAGUGGAGUGAUCUGCAACAUCAAAUGCUCUACAUAGGACAUCUUCUAGGCCCAGGAUCUGAAUAUUGUGUUACAACUCAUAUGUACUGAUCUGUCUGCCAGCAAAUUCAUGUUCAUUCCUCAAAUAUAAACCUGAACACAGAGGUUUUAACAGUUUAGUUUAUGAUACUCAAAUGCUCUUUCGAUUAUUGUGUUUUUUUUAAUCUUUUUGUCUGAAGUCUUAUCUCUUUAUCAUAAGCAUUGGCCACCUAUAUAUAUAUAUAUAUAUGAAAUAAAUAUCUUAAUGCUUAUGCUUACAGUAAUGCACUCUAUGACAUUUUUGAUUACUGU
Molecule: messenger RNA, 2270 nt
Organism: Xyrauchen texanus (razorback sucker)
Lineage: Eukaryota; Metazoa; Chordata; Actinopteri; Cypriniformes; Catostomidae
Product: cholesterol 24-hydroxylase-like
Exons: 15
Coding region: 460-1977 (505 amino acids)
Biological process (GO): cholesterol catabolic process
Molecular function (GO): cholesterol 24-hydroxylase activity; heme binding; iron ion binding
Source: RefSeq, a predicted model, not a curated record